Molecule: messenger RNA, 14465 nt
Organism: Daphnia carinata
Lineage: Eukaryota; Metazoa; Arthropoda; Branchiopoda; Diplostraca; Daphniidae
Gene: hiw
Product: E3 ubiquitin-protein ligase MYCBP2-like
Exons: 67
Coding region: 229-14271 (4680 amino acids)
Cellular component (GO): nucleus
Source: RefSeq, a predicted model, not a curated record
UAGGACUGGGCACUAGCAGUCGACAUCCAACAAACCUUCGAGUCAGUUUGUUGGAGCCGGUCUUCGUGAUCUUAGUAAAGAAAUCCACAGCUGCAUUGCGUGUUUUCAUACACUUGUUUUCAACCCAGUCACUUAUAAUUUAGCAAAACUAUCUGUGCUGUUACAGUAUACCUUCGUAGAAACAGAGACUGAUGGCAAAGAUGUCUUGUUGACCCAUCACCCAUCAAGAUGGAAAGUUCAGAAUGGUUAUCUUGUGGAUCUUACCUUGGAAAAAUUCUUCACAGUGUGGUAGAGAACUCAUUGAUAAAAGGAAGAUCCAACAACAAUUCAAAAAGUUUGACUGGUUAUAAGGAAUUGUUUGCUUCCACAAUAACUGCUUCGGAUCUCCGAAUCAAUACAGAUCCUUCCUACUUUACCACCCUUGCCUUUGUACGCAAACUUAUUCGUAGGGAACAAGAUGCUGCUGCCAAGAAAGGAUAUAAUCUGACUAAGGUGCUCACGAGUUCUAAUUUAGACUUUGAAAAUGAAGAAAAAUCUACUGAUGAAAUCCAGAAAAAUCAACUAGUUCCUCAGGUUGUUGUAAUAAGUCUACGAAGCAUAUUUGAUCUGAUAGAAGAAAGCAAGUCAUCACAUCCUGAAUUAUGUUUCAAAGUGUUGAAAGCUCUUCUGGGCAUUUUGCAAAAUCUUUCCCCGGAAAGCUUGAGUUCCGAGCCAUGUCAAGUUGUCGAACCCCUGUUUGAACUGCUUCUCAAAUUAUCAACCGUGGUAGAUGCCGAAAAUGACCGCACUAUUCCGGCAGAAACGGAAGGAAUAGAAGGAAGCUUGUCAUCUUUAGCUUCGUCGUGUCUUCUUAGUUUAACUGUCGCCUGGGGUGUGACUCCUAAAACAUUGCAAGCACUUGACACCCUCAUUACGGUUGCCCGCCCACUGGCCGCACAGUUAAUUACACUACCUAAUAUAAUGCUGACGCUGCAAAAAGGAGUGCGUUCCGCCUUGGUAGGCACUUCGCAUAUACCAGACUGGUUUAGCCAGGGGAUUCAAAAGAAAACACUUGUAACUUCUUUUUCUGUGAAUGCGGAUAAAGAUGUAAUCGAGAACUCGAUAGCGUGUGACGGAUCCUACGUUUAUCUGCUAACCUCCAACGGACUAUAUAAAAUUGGAACAGGUUUCGGCAGCACUGUCAGCGGCCGCAUUUAUGUCACCAGCAAAAAAAGCUUCACAAGUAGUGAAGGGAUUUUACUUUUCUUCGACGGCCAACUGUUUAUUCAUACCAUCAAAAAUGAUCGAAAUCUUCAUAUAGUCGAUAAAGAAACUUUGGCCCUGAAAAGUUACAUAUCUCUACAAGAUGUUGUCAGCACACCUUCUGUAUUAUUUUCUGACGGAAAACGUCUCGGGAGCGUCUUCAAAACUGAUGAAGAUGAACUUCAGGCUUCAUUGUUUGAAAUCAAUAAAGGAGAAUUGUUUUCAUCCGGAGAGAGUAGACUGAGGUUAGCUCUUCAGAGUCUCUACGUUGUGGGAGCUUCAACAAAUGACGAAAACAGUGAUCUGCGUCAAAUCAGUUUUCCUGCGGAUGAGGGGCUUGUUAGCAUUAUAGCUGGAAAGGAAUUCCUCCUCAUGGUUUCAACAACAGGAAAAGUGUCUUAUCAAGGCAAAGCCUCAUCAUUGGGAUUAAAAAGUGGGGAAUCAGUGCGCAACAUAGAACAUACGUCGAACCGUUGGUAUGAGCUUCCUAUUCCUAAAAGCUCAUCAAUUGUUCGCUGCGCCGCUGGCCAUGAUGGGCAGCAUGCUGUUUUUUUAGAUGCUGAUGGUGUUCCAUUUUUCACUGGAUUGGCCAAACGGGGUGAAGACGGCGAUUUAACUAAACAUCGAAGACAGCAAAAAUCGAGUCGACCAAAACGCUUUACGUCCGUCGAAGGGAAACCAGUGAUUGAUAUUGCGUGCAACAAUGGCAGCUCUGCUAUGGUCACAAAAGACGGCGAACUUUACCUGUUUGGCAAGGACUCCACGUACUGCGAUUCAGCUACAGGACGGCUGCUGGGCAUCAAAGAGCGCAUUGUCAAAGUAGCGCUGGGAAAAGCUCAUGGAGUCAUUCUUACUGACAAAGGAGGUGUUUAUACUUUCGGGAUAAAUAACAAAGGACAGUGCGGACGCGAUUUGUCUUCAUCAUCCGUGCCACAAUCUAAACAGUUUGGAAACACUGCUAGCUUACAAGCAGCAGCUUUGUUGGCUGGCUGCAAAGAACCGCUGGACGAUGAAGUGGAAUCAGAAGAUAGUGGUUCAGCUAUCGAAACGAAGUUAUGUGCGCCGGAAGAACAUCGCUGGAGCGUGGAUCAGUGCAUGAUCUGCACACAAUGUGGCCAAUGCACGGGUUUCGGAUCUACGUGCGUCAACACGAACAGCCCGGGUAGAUUACCUGGAACAUUUUGCGGGUGUGGCUCUGGCGAAGCUGGUUGUACCGUAUGUGGAGUUUGUCGAACGUGCGCACGAAUUCCGAAUAACGAUGCUAUAGGUUUGCCACCCGCCCCUGUUCCUAUCCUUUCUUUGGCGUGCGGGAGAGCCAGUCCCAUGGCAGGUAACAAUGCUUUGCUAAUGGGUCGUUUCGUUCGCGCGCCCCUUGAAGCAUUUCCCAAUGCUGCACUGGUGGAUGUAGCCAAUUUCCAUGCUCCAAGGAUUGAUGGAAGAGGAAAUGAUGAUCCGAAAAUGCGUGAUGCAAUAAUAGGUGAGAUAUCAUUGAAUGCCGACGUUGCCCUUGAUGGAAAUCGUCGCCAUCGACAUCAUCGGCGGCGUCAUCCUUCGGAAGUCAAAGUGGCCAUGGUCAAUCGUGAAGCCUCAAGGGGCUGGGAGGCUAAGAAAGUACCUGCCGGCCAGAUACAGAAGAAUGGCACGGACGGGGUAUUAGGAAGCGAUGGCGACCGUGAUACUAAUAAACUAGCUUCACUCUCGCCUGGCUCAAUUAGUUUGCCCAGCAAAGCACGCAUAUCUCAAGUUGCUUGCGGAUUGCACCAUUCAGUCCUUUUGACAACUGAUGGGCAGGUAUACACUUUCGGCAGCAACAGUUAUGGGCAAUUGGGUGUUGGAGACCUUUCUUCGCGGGGUUCGCCGACGCUAGUGAAAAUUCCGUCUGGAUCAAAUAUUUCCAUGAUAGCUGCUGGGAGUUAUCAUACAGCCGUAUUGACGAGUGACGGCGAUGUGCUCACUUGGGGAGCGCAUUUGAAGGGGCAGUUGGCGAGGGAUGCGUCGGAUUCGAAUCAGUGCAGCGCUUCGCCAAUCAUUUGGCAUUCCAUACCAGGUUUCGUCACCCGAAUCGGACCCAAAUGCGGGAAGAGGGCGUCCUGGAUUGGGGCAUCAGGAGACCAGACCUUUUUCAAGCUAGAAGAAAGUCUUAUCAGCGAAACCGAGUUCCAUCAUUCAACAGUCUUAGCCUCGGAUCAAUAUUUUGCCAUUUUGCCCACACACUCAAAGUCGUCGUCACGCAACUUAGUCAUCAGCAGAAGUGAUGGGCAAUGCCGUAGCUUUUCUGGACAGGAGCAAGUCAAUUUUGCCAACACCAUUCUCACUUGGGACCCGGUGUAUAACAUGCUAUGGAGUUUCUGCAAAUCGACGUCGGUAAUGCGAGGUUACAACGUGUUUGCAUCGGGACUUACCCAUCCGUCCUACGGCGAGUCCUUGUUUCCAGUGCUGAAUGAACGUGAACCAGUUCAUGUUGCUGACAUAUUUCGACCCGCACUUUCCCUGCCAGUGGUUUCUUCUACAAAAAUAACGCAGACACAAGCUGCGCUUCACCUGCUUUGCUGCCUCGAUACUCUAACGCGCUGCCAGCAAAUCCCUGUUAAGGAAGCAGCGAACCAGGACACGCAAAAAACGCUGGUCAACCGCUGUUACACUAAAGAAGAUUUUUCAGUGGUCAAUCGAUUUGAAAGCCAUGGAGGGGGUUGGGGCUACUCGGGCCACUCAGUUGAAGCUAUCCGGUUUAUGUCCGAUACCGACAUUCUUCUUGGUGGAUUCUCCCUGUUUGGGGGUCGCGGUGAAUAUAUGGGCAAAAUUAAAGUUUUCGAUUUGGGAUCAGCUGGGGGCGAUCAAGAAGGGGACGGUGAAUUGCUUGCAGAAACCGAUGAAGUCGUAUACGAAUGUGGAGCUCGUCAACGUUUUCCUAUUCUGUUUUCCCAGCCAGUCCGUCUGCAAGCCAAUCGUUGGUACCUUGCAUGGGCCCGUGUCAAUGGACCUUCUAGCGAUUGCGGAUCCGGUGGUCAAAGCUCAGUUACCACUGAAGACCAAGUGACUUUCACAUUUAAACCUUCAAAGAAAUCAAACAAUGGGACAGACGUGAAUGCUGGCCAAGUGCCUCAAAUCCUGUUUCGCGUCAUUACUCACGAUGCCCCGUCAUCGAAGACGCAUACUCAUAUUGAACCUGUGCAUUCCAUUAGCAACAACUUCUCUAAACUAGUCACUCCGGAUUGCUUUACGGCCUUGCUCAGUUUGACUCGGUGGGCCUGGUCAGCGUUAAAGGCGAUAACAACAAUUGGCCUAAGUGAGCAUGAAGCGAACAAUAAAGGAGACCAUGCUCAUAUUGAGGACCUCUCGCGCAUCGUAUUCGUUUGCCGUGCUUCGAUGCGGCUUAUUCGCUUUUACAUUCUCGAGUUAUAUCCGGUGAAAAGUAAACAUUCCAAAAAACUGUUGGAGGAGAAUGUCUCUGUCGUCAAAGCAAUUGUUAACGUGCGUACCACUUUGAGGUCGAUACUCAGUGACCCUGUUCUCGACUUAGUUAACAAAACAGAUUCUACGUAUUUAUUCAUGUUGGAGCAAAUUGUUAAAGAAACCCACGAUUCUUUUGUAGCUUGUUUUCACGUCUUCUACCCAACAGCAACGUUAAAAUGGUCCAUCCUGUGCGAAUUGCUUGACCAAAUCCAAAAAGUUGCUAACGCUACCUCUGGCAGUGAUAGGCUAUUGGCUGCGGUAGUAGAUUCGUUGUGUAGCCCCAAUAUACAGCUUAAAUCUGCUCUACCUAACUUGUGCGAUUUGCAAGAGUCGCUUCAUGUACGGCGAGCGUACCAAUCCCCUGAUAUGGAAGGUGCCCCCUGCCUCAGCAGUCCGUCGGAAAAUGGAUCAACCAGCCCAACUCAGCUUCCGGUGAACUCCAACCAAUUUCCAGUUCUUGUUGAACACAUGGUAGAGGGUCAAUCUGUCGUGCACCGGCCUUGUCGGGCAGUUCUGGAUCGAUUAUUUCUAAUAGCCUCCUGGCCAGUGCGUCAAUCGCUCGAUAUGGAACCUACCGUCUGGUCGGACAAGCUAGUCCAGUAUUCAUGUCGACUCUUGGCGCGUGUUGUGGCGGAAUUGGCUUCCCAAGUGUGUUCGGUUGAAGAGUUAGAUGUUAGUGCAACGCGCGGAGUCCACGCUACUCCAUCCCGUUUCUCAAGCACCAGUCAGAAUAGGUCAUGGAACACGGGUAAUGGUUCACCGGACGCCAUUUGCUUUACUGUAGACCGACCAAACGUAAGCGUGUGCGGUGCAGGAGUGUUUGGCGGUGGAGGCACGUAUACGUACGAACUGGAGUUGCUCGAACUGAUCCGAAGUGCCAGUGAUGCUGCUCAAACACUCAGCUGGCAUAGUUUGGCUGUAAUACGCGGCACCUAUGGACCAGAAGAUUGCAUAAAUGAUGUUGCAGAUAUCAAAUUUGACCGGCCUAUUCCCAUCAAAGAAAACACCCGUUAUACGUUGCGACUUCGCAACCAAGGAGGAAAGACGCACAAUGGUGAUGGAGGCGUUCUCGCAACUAAAGGGCCGGAUGGCACCACUUUCAAUUUCUCGGCGUGCCUACUCAGUUUUAAUGGAACGAAUCACAUUCGUGGCCAGUUACCUUACAUUCUCUAUUGCAACAUGCCAAAUAACUCAGAAGUUCAGUUACCCACCUUAUCAGCCAUUGGAAGCCAAGCACGGAAAAGCCUCAUGUCUAUAGCAAGUUCGAUUGUUCGUUGCACAGCUGAUUUGUUGUGCGCAGCUCGUGCGUUACCCAUCCAUCACAGUCUACCCGUUAUUUGCAAAUCCCACGUCGUUUCGUAUUUGUUGCCCUUUGUCGUAGCCAACAUUGGUGUUGUGGCCGAAUCCGAUCCAAAGAAUGCCGUACAAAUUCUUGAGCUGAUUCGAGUCUUGCUGCCCCACGUUUCUGCCCUUUGCUUGGCCGAUAUUCUGUCGUCCCAAAAGGGAGGAAAUGCUCCCGACGAAGACCCUUGUAUAACAACAUCGCCAAGAAUAGUUGUCGUCGAGAGCGAACAUCCUUAUCGACCCGCAACAGUGUCUCAUUUCCGCGUGUGUUUUCCGGAGAGCGUUCGUUGGAUGUGCUUGGAAUUUGACAGUCAGUGUUGCACCAGCCAAGCCGAAGAUUCGCUUCAACUCCAUUUACCAACUACUCUUCCUAAGAGUCAUGCAAAUGUUUCACUGGCCGACUAUUGGCCCGUUUUGAAAAAAUUCGGGGGAACUGAUAAUUGGCCCUCUCAUUCCAUGAUCUUGCCAGGCAAUGAAGUGAUAUUUUCCCUGGAGACAGCGUCGGAUUGCAUCCGUAAUGACAAAGCUUCUUCUUGGGGCUUUCGCUGUUCGGUAGUUGGAUACGAGUCAUUGGAGACAAAUAAUGCCAUUCGUUUAUUAGAAACUGAAUUAGCAUACCUUGGCGGGAUGUGCUCGGCUACCCUAAUGAAAAGAGAUCUCGCAUUACCUCAGUCAAGAGGCGAAGACAUGGACGUCGAGUCCAUGGAAUAUGUUACACAACAAAUCUACGCAGCGCAUAGCGGUCUCUUAGGCAAAGGGUUGGCCCUCUCGCAGUUGCCAACCAUCUACGAAGCACUGGAAGGCAACCUACCUUUUAGUGUUACCGGAAAAGAAAGGCAAUUUCUGCGGGAUUUUGUGAGCGUUUCGCAGGAAACCAGUGGUGGUCGGUUAGCCCGUUGGCUCCAGCCGGAGUCGGUUGUCGAUCCAUCCAAAUCGCAACUUAUCUUUCCAGGCGUCUUCUCGGCCAGCUUGGCUACAUUUGGAGUUUCCAGUAGUGCUCCUCUUGGAAUUGUGGGUUUCAAAUCACCCGUUAAGACCAUUGAUAAAGAUGAAGAAGAUGAAGAAAGUACCUCUGAAAUUUCGGCAGUGGCGCCAUCCACAACGACAGUAGUUAGUGAAGGGUUACGCGCCGGAUGGCCUGCAAUUUUAACUUUACUUACCCGAGAUCAAUACGGUCAUCUUGUUCACGUGCCCAAUCUAAAGGUAAACAUUCGGGCGGUACCAUGUGACCUGAGCCAGGCAAGCAAAGAUAACUCACUGUCACCUACCAAGCGUCUCAAUCCAGGGGACAGGAAAGCUGCUGGUGAAGAACUCGAGCCCCCUGUUCUUGACGUACCCUAUGAUGUUACCACCAAAGAUCGGAUGUGCCUUCAUGCCAUCACUUUCCUUAAAGCGUACGAGAAUUACUCCUUCGAGGAACUACGGUUUGUCUCCCCGAUCAAACGAAGAACCAGUGAGACGAUGUUGGUCCGUCCCAAUGCCGAUGGUUCUUACAGUGCAAAUUGGACACCCAGUGCUGCCGGACUCUAUUCCAUCCAUGUUACCAUUGACGAUUACCCACUGGAAGAUGUUUACAAGGUAGACGUAAAGGAGCCACCGCAAGGAGUACUGCCUCCGACUCACAAUAUCACAGUUCGAAACAACUCUUCGUCGUCCCAUCGCGUUCGUCAGUUUCGAACUCGGGCUAGCGCUGGCCUGCGCAUACGAGCCCAGCCUUCUCUUCAAGGGGAGCAAAUUGGAAUUGUAGCCUGCAAUGGGACAGUCUCGUUCAUCGAAGAGCUGUGUAAUGACGACGGAACUUGGUUGCGCUUGAGCACGGAGUCGAUUAGAGAAUGGUGUAUCAAUCAACAUUCCGAAGCUUGGUGUCUCCAGUACAACCAGCACAUUGGCAAAACCCUGCUUUUCCCCAUUAAUACAACCCAGAAUGGAACAAAUGAAACUGGCGAAGACCUAUCGCCAAAUCAAAAACCGAAUAAAAUGGAGAGCAAUAAAAAAGAGGAAAUAGUAUACAGCACGGCGCAAACCUUCUACGUGGUCGACUGUGGUGCUUCCGGCCAUAACAUCCGAGCACAGCCCAGUUUGAAAGCUCUGCCUGUCGGAAAGUUGAAACUCGGUAGCUCAGUUUUAGUUACCGAACAGAGACCGACUGCCGAGGGAACAUGGAUCAAGCUCUUACCAUCAUCAGCACGCCAGUACUGUUCGAAUAACGAUCUUGAAGCUUGGUCAUUGGCUAUUGAUCGUCAUCAAAUAGUUUACCUUCGUCAUGAAGACGAAGUCCUUUCAGUUUCAGCUGGCUCGGAUAAAUAUAGUCCCACACGAUUACUCAAACCAGCGUAUGAUUUCAGCGAGAGUGCAGAGAAGCAGGCCAAUCUGUCAGCCUUUUCCUCUCCAGAACCCGUUAGCACUUUCAUUUUUGGAAUCGAUAAAGAUCCUGACUUUCCUCGCACUACUUUGCCCGUGUCUCCGCCGAAAAAUGAGAUCGGCCAAACGCCAAAGGAUGAUGCACCCGAACCAACAGCAACAGGGCACACCGUUCAGAAAUCAUCGUUGGAGUCUAGUAUUGAAGAUGCGAGAGCUUUAGCAGGAUCUUGCGGUCCUUUUGCAGCUGUUGCCGUUGGACGACUCUCUGCUUUCCAAAACUGGUUACGGCGGGACGGGUCAUCGGUUAAGGAGGCGCCUAAUCCACCACCGCGUUCCAGGGACCUUCCUCCGGAAUUACAAGGAGUAUCGGUGAAAGACAUGGUUCGCGUUAUGGGCGAGAGUCGAGCCAAUGGCAAUUCAUCGCCUACAUCUAGCCCAAUCCUUAGUCGGAAAACGGGCGCCGUUGCUGUAGUAAAUCGCUCUCUAUCAGCUCACUCCUCACCAGGUGGUUCUAGACCUUCCGGAUCCGCUAUCUGUUCAGAAACUGCGCAACGUAGUAGGAGUUUGAGUCCCGCCACCCAAAUACCAAUAAGCUCAGAUCAAGUUGCUGUCGCAGUUAUGACUAAGAAGGUUACACAAACAGGGACGCAGACAAGUCCGGAAGCCAGCAAAACCAAUCAUUUUAAUGCGUGUGCUGAUUUAGUAUCUGACUUACCCCACUCACCUCAGCGCAUGUCACCGAAAGCAUUACGAGCGAAAGAGCGAUCGUCGCGAGGCGGAACAAGGAGUCGUAAAUCACGAUCACCGGCUACCGGUCAGCACAUAACUGGACGAUCGCUGAUGCUGGAACAAGAAACUGCUCGUGUUGGCAUGAGUCCUUCGACAGCCGAAUGCCUCCGUGCCGUUUUCGCUGCUAAUUUGUGGCAUCAAGGAUUGGUUCACGAUGCGAUGGUUUGCGCAUCUUUCCUCAAAUUUCAUCCCAAUUUACCCAAGCAAGUGGAUCCAAUCAUGCCACCAGGGGCAGACACUGGACACCGCAAGACGCGAGAGGAGAAAGCCCGCCAACGGCAUUCAGUUGAAAUAUUUUCAACUAACAUACUGGCGGGAUCUUUUGCCUCUCCCUUGCCGGUGGCGCUAGAAGAGAGUUGGAACACCGAUCGAGUGGAAUCGACCACCAGCCAGCCACUGGAACCUGACAUGUCUGAAAGCAAAAUGGCUGCCUCGCUGACACCAACCUUAAGCCUCCUGGUCGAACUUUGGGAAAAGAUGAGCGCACGCUGCAUGGAAUUGAUUCAGUCAGAGCCAGCCACGUUAUCUUCUGUUCCGUGUCUUCCCCAAUCACAGACAGAGAGCGUGGUUAAGUGUAAACCGAAAACAGAGAGCCGGGAUGCCCGGGAUAAAGAAAGGAAACGAAAAUCGCGGAGAGAGAGCAUCCGGAAUCCGGAAUCUAACUGUGAACUAUGUGGCGGCCUGUUUCCUGUCCCCGUCACAGCUCACAUGCGUCAAGCUCAUCCGGGUUGUCAAAAGCCAGCGCUUGGCUUGGGCUACAACCCCGAUGGACAGUAUUGUGGAGGCUGGGUAGGGAACUGUGGUGAAGGCGGUAUACAGGGAAGUUCGUGGUAUUUGCUGUGCGAGGAUUGUAGACAUCGCUACCUGCAACAGCGGAAGCAAGUGGGUGAAGCGUUUGGCAUCAAAGAUGACAAAGGGAAGCGAUUAAGAAGAAAGAUAUCUUCUGCCACAACCCCUACGCCGGCAUCCCAACUUCUACGGCCGUCGACACCAUCGGAGACGCACGUGAUCCUCAGAGACAACGCUUUUUUCCUGUUGCAAUUAGCUACCUCGUCUAACCCUGAAAAAAAUCAACAUAUCCUGGAACGAAGAAGGAGGAGUCUCAUGCAUCAACCGUUACUUAGCUCAGUCUCCGAAAGCGAUAAGGAUUUGCCACAUCGCAAAAUCUCAGCCUUACCGACUAAGACCGGGUACCAAGCGUCGGGUGAUGUUUUGCCGUGGCUCCAGUUUCAAUGUCUCCCCGUUCUCAAAUCGGGGUGCAGCCCCCACCUACCCACCAGUGAAAACAACUUUGGAGAUGGAGAAAUAGAAAUGGAUCCUUUCCGAGGAUUGAAGGAAGUUUCUGAUGGUUUCGGAAGGCAGCUACAUCGAUCGGUCUCUAUGAUUACACAGCCGCUCGCCCAACACUUGAGAACAUCGCAAGACACGGACGGUCCAAUAAGCGGAGUAUCGCAGCGGAGGCGAACGAGCAGCGCCGAUGAGCAAGGAAUCAAUGGCGGCUUGACCUUGUUACGUUCGCCCUCGAAGGCACUGCAAGACACUGUGAAAUUAAUGUCAGCCUCACCUAGCCAAACGUCAACGGAAGCAACACUGCCGGUUUUAGAUUUCGUUGCUCAGCGUCACGAUCUUGAUGCUCUGCGGACUUCCAUGGAGCUGGCACUGCGGAAAGCUUCUUGUCGAGUCUUCGCCAUGGAGAACUUGUCUUGGCUACUACAAAAUGUUGCCCAGCCCAUGUGCCUACAUGACCUCUUAUGGUGGUUUGUGUCAUCCCUUGCCCCGACCUUGGCAUCCGAAGUGAGCAACAAUAAAGGCGAGAUGGUUGGAGCUGACGGAGCGACCAACAGGGACAAUCUGGUUGGUCAGCAUCCCACUUCAGAUGUCCGUUUAGCAGGAGAAGGAUUAUCUCCAUUACUGCAGUCGUUCCACAGUGUCUUACAAACAGUUUCCAACCUUAUGCAACUACUCCCCAUGGGUACUCCGUUGCUCGCCAUGGCGGUCCGCUGUUGGGAUAUUCGGUUCAAGCAAACAGACCACGCGUUUCUCCACAAGAGUCACGUAUUUAGCAACAUCAGCCGAAUUCUUUCUCGUUGCGAAGAGGAAGUCGCUGUCGAUAUCGAAGCUUUGGAAAAUAGUGCAGUGCAUUCGCCAGGACACGUGACCAUGUUAACGGAGGUAACAGAAGGCGUAGACAUCAAAGUGUCCAGCCGGACAGCUAUGGUCAACAGCUUGACAGAUGGCUCGACCGAAACCUUCUGGGAAUCUAGCGACGAAGAUCGAGGCAAAAUGAAGCUAAUAACAAUCCAGAUUUGUCCUGAAGCGGCUGGAUUUCCACCUCGUAUCGUAUGCGUUUAUAUAGAUAAUGGUCGAGAUAUGGGGAACAAAGUUUCUGGGGUGACUUUCAAAGCGGGACCCAACGCGGAGGAGCUGCAAAUUGUGGACGCCCUGGAAGUCGAAACCCGAUUUUCUGGAUGGCUUCAAAGUUCUCUGCCCUGUACCAAUUUCCAAAUCAUCCAGCUUGAGUUUAAAGGGCCGGAUAAUUCCUUACGUGUUCGCCAAUUGCGUUUGCUCGGUGGAGGCAUUACUCGAUCCUUCAAUGCCUCAGCCAUCCACCAACGUACCUGCGAAACGGAAACACUCAGAGUAUUCCGUUUAUUAACCUCACAGGUAUUUGGCCGAUUGAUUUUGAACGAAAGAGACGAAUCAACGUCACGUUCCACUGAGCUUUUACCCAAUGAGGACGAGGUAGACGGGGAAAUAGUUGAGAGGACUCGGGAUAUCGAUCUGAAAGAGCAUAUGGUUGGAAUAUUGUUCAGUGGCAAGAAGUUGACUCAUUUGCAACGCCAAGUAUGUACUCAUAUUCUACAUGGCAUUCAACGCGAAACAGUUCGACUGAAAGACGAAUGGGAGGCUUUACUGCAACUGGACCAGAAUGAUAUUUCUGGCACUGAUGCCACAAGUCAGGAAGCCUCCUACAUCAAUUCUCGUGUUUCCGAUUCCUACUGCUUCGAACUGUUAUCACAGGUACUGGCCUUGAGCGGAAGCAGAGUGGGUCGAACUUACAUUUCACAACAUUCCACUUUGCCUGCCAAUUUGUUGAGCCUGCUCCAUACCGGCUCACCUAGAAUACAACGACAGGUAACCGCUCUUCUACGACGAAUGCUGCCCGAACUUCCUCCGCCUGUCUUUGCCUCCCUGGUUGACGUCGACGUAUUACCUACUACAGAUUACGGUAUCUUGCAGAUUCUCAGUUCGUCUGGAUCGCUUGAAAGGGUUGGAAUUUUGGACGUAUUCCUGGCAUGUAUCGCCAAAGCGCUCACAGUACAAGUUAAAACCAAGGGACGUGACAAGGACUGUAGUAAAAAUCCCAUCAUGUCUGUGACGAUGGCUAGCAUUUUCAACAACCAACAGCAACCACAUAAGCAACUUGGAUCACGUUGGUGGAUGAAAGGCCAUAUGCCUCGUCGCGUAGCGGAAAGCAUCAUCCAACUUGUCAGGGAUAUGGCUUCGGGCAGUUUGUCUGAAGUAUGGUCGGCCGUAACUAAAGCAGGUAUCGCAGAAGCUGUUCUUUCACUUACCAAAUUAGAAGAAGAUUGCCGCACACCGCCGGAUUGCCUGGGAACACCAUCAGUGUGGUUGACAUUGGCUGCCCUUUGCCUACUGCAAGACGAGCAUGUAGAACGUCUCUCGUCAACGCAAUGGGCUCGUGGAGCAGUUAACAAGCCUCAGUGCAAUAACCACGACGAUGGAGAAACAGGUGCACAAAUUGUUUGUUGUGAUUGCGGACCGCUUUGCGUCGAUUGUGAUCGUGUCUUACAUCUUUCCCGGAAGUUCCGAUCUCACCAGCGACAAGUGUGCAAAGAAGAAGAAGAAGCUAUCAAGGUUGACGUUCACGAAGGUUGUGGCCGGGUCAAACUCUUUUGGAUUCUAGCUCUAUCUGACGCCCGGAAUCUAAAAUCUUUGGUUGAAUUCCGACACGGAGUGACAACUGCUGUUCCGUCCGUUUACAUGGCUGCAAACACAAACCAAGGUGGAAACUAUCAAUGCUCUUUGGUAGGCGGAAUUGUUGCGUCUUCCUCAUGUCGCUACUGUGGUUCGGCCAUAUCCCCGUCAUCAUCCUCGUUAUUUGACGAUCAAACAAUCAAUGUCUGCAAUGAACCGGACUGCAUGGAAUAUUCUCGAAAUGCUUGCCUAAAAACUCACAGUUGUGGCCAUCCUUGUGGAGGAGUUCGCGAUGAAACGCAAUGUCUUCCUUGUUUGUACCGCUGUGCUGGUAAUGCGGCAAAUCUGAAACAAGAUGCCGAUGAUAUGUGUAUGAUAUGCUUCACUGAAGCUCUAUCUGCGGCGCCAGCUAUACAGCUGACUUGCAAACACGUUUUCCAUGCCCAUUGCUGUCGUUCAGUGCUAUCCAAGAAAUGGCCUGGUCCACGCAUCACAUUCAGCUUUUCUCGUUGCCCAAUUUGCAAGGCAGAACUAGGCAAUGAAUUUCUAGAUGAUUUAUUACUUCCAAUCCGUGAGCUGUUUGAUGAUGUUAAACGUAAAGCGUUGAUGCGGCUCGAGUACGAAGGGCUACUUCAGACAGAGGCUAUCACAAUGCCUGGGAAUCGUUUCUACCAGGAUGCCGAAGGAUACGCCAUGGAACGUUACGCAUACUAUGUUUGUUUCCGAUGCAACAAGGCCUACUACGGCGGAGAGGCUCGUUGCGAAGAAGGAUUGGCGGUUGAAGGGGGAGCUAUUGGUGGCGAAUCUUUCAAUCCUUCUGAACUGGUGUGCGGCGGCUGUAGCGAUGUUUCAAGAGCGCAAAUGUGUCCUCGACACGGCGCAGAUUACCUAGAGUAUAAAUGCCGUUACUGCUGCUCAGUGGCUGUCUUUUUCUGCUUUGGUACAACCCAUUUUUGCAAUGCGUGCCACGAAGAUUUUCGCCAUGUUACGGAAAUGCCUAAACACGCUCUACCAAAAUGCCCCGCAGGACCACGGGGUCGUCAGUUAGACGGGGAAGAAUGCCCACUACAUUUGGUGCACCCACCAACUGGAGAAGAAUUUGCUCUUGGUUGUGGCAUGUGUCGAAACGCCCAUACAUUUUAAGCUGAACUACCUCAGACAGCCAUUCUCUGAAGGAAUCUCUCUGUACCACAUCAUAUUAUCGGUGUGCGUUCGACGCAUACAAAAUUCACAUUCAUUUCGCUCGUUCAGCAGCGGCUUGUCGAGCUUUCGUAAACUAGUUCAGAUGUGGACAUUUCACUAAAUGUUACAAUAAAAUGUAAUCAUCUUUCCUUGUU